CUCUCUUGCCUGUGCCAGUCUGCCUGACUCAGAAGCGAGGACUCACUGGGAAGCAGCACUGGGGGCUCCGGGGACACCUCACCUGAUUAUCUGCCCUGUGUUUUCUGGAGGCUCGAUAUAAAGAUGUCCUGGAGACAGGUCAUCCUCCUGUCGUGUCUCUCAGCGACACUGCUCCUGUGUAUGCUACAAGAAGGGACCAGCGCUUCUGUGGGCAGCAGGCAGGCAGCCGGAGAAGAGACCCAGGACGGUACGAAACAGAACAUUUUCAUGCAAGAAUCUGAUGCCUCGAACUUCCUCAAGAGGCGUGGCAAGCGGUCUCCUAAAUCCAGAGAUGAAGCCAAUGCGGAAAACAGACAGAAGCUGCGAGACCAAGAGCUGCGGAGAGAAUAUUACGAGGAACAAAGGAAUGAGUUUGAGAACUUCGUGGAGGAACAAAGAGAUGAGCAGGAAGAGAGGACCAGGGAAGCAGUGGAGCAGUGGCGGCAGUGGCAUUAUGAUGGCCUGUACCCUUCCUACCUCUACAACCGCCAUCACAUCUGACCUCACCCUGAAGCAGCUGGGGAAGAGGAACAUGAAACAUGCCACCCACCUCUCUUCUACAGACCCUCGAGGUGAAGAUCCCACGCUGCCUUGCCCAACAGCUCCAGGACGCACACACCCUUUGUUCUGAUGACCCAGGAUGCUUGGCUUUUGCUUCUUUGUGGAUAUUUCUUUUCUUUUCUUUUGAGGUGAGCAACCACCUGUGGUCUUUCCCAGCAUUAAAUCUACAUGCUGUCCCCUUGCUUAUCCACUGGAAACAGAAUUAGAAGGCCCAUCUGAUAGGACAGUUAAAAGGAUCGCAGCAAGAAGAUUUUAAGUUUGCCUAUCGCCUAUUAAUAAAAGUGCUGAAUCAA
Molecule: messenger RNA, 893 nt
Organism: Psammomys obesus (fat sand rat)
Lineage: Eukaryota; Metazoa; Chordata; Mammalia; Rodentia; Muridae
Gene: Ucma
Product: upper zone of growth plate and cartilage matrix associated
Exons: 5
Coding region: 124-540 (138 amino acids)
Biological process (GO): embryonic skeletal system development; regulation of osteoblast differentiation
Cellular component (GO): extracellular matrix
Source: RefSeq, a predicted model, not a curated record